AAACAAUCAUGGCGGACGCUGAAGCUGUAGCUCUUGUGUAUUUGGCAGUUAGCAACAUUCCUGUUGCCUUUCACUCCGCAGACCUGAGAAAUUACUUCAGUCAGUUCAUAGAAAGUGGCGGUUUUCAUUGUUUUCACUACCGGCACCGACCGGAGCUCCUCAGGGAGACCGAGCGGUCCGAAAACACCGAGUGUGGCGACGGCCAAGAGAGCCACCAGGAGCCGGACCAGAGCUCCGAGAAGAAGCAGGCGGCCAGGUCCUGCUGUUGUAUCGUCUCGGUUCAUGCUAAAGAUGCCGACAGAUUCAUCAGGAUGUAUGCGGGGAAUCACUGGAUCAACUCCAAGGGCAACUGGCUGGCCAGACGAUGUGUUAUUAAAAGAGUAAAGGUUUCACAUGACAAAGAUGAUGGAUCAUUCCCCUACAAAUCAAAGUUGGAGCGGCGGCACAGAGUGUCCUUAACAGAGCAGUUUACAGAGGCCGACCUCAAAAGUUUGUCCGAGCUCAAUCCCCCAGCUCUGAUGCAGAAUGGGAACGUGGGCACUCCAGUUAAAGUGUUCCUACAGCUCAUCCAGUCCUGCAGACUACCUCCGCGACUCAUACGGAAGUUGGGCCUCACUUUCCCCAAAACCAGCUCAAACCGUCGUUAUGGCAAUGUACCUUUCCAGUACUGGAACACUACGACACUUCCAGCCACAGAAGAGACGAUAUUAACAGCUGCUGGACAUGAAAUAGCAGGACCGGGCACUUUUUCAGGACAGAAACCGCUAACUGAUCACACAGAGACAACAGAGAUUGAUGAGCCACAGGAAGAAGAACAGGAGGAUGAACAGUCUGAUGCAGAUGAUGACGAUGACCGCUGUGAGGAGUGGGAGCGUCAUGAGGCUUUGCAUGAGGAUGUGACGAGCCAGGAGCGGAGCAAGGAGAGGCUCUUCGAGGAGGAGAUUGAGUUGAAGUGGGAGAAAGGAGGCUCAGGCCUCGUCUUCUACACUGAUGCUCAGUACUGGCAGGAAGAAGAAGGAGAUUUUGAUGAACAAACGGCAGACGACUGGGAUGUUGACAUGAGUGUUUACUAUGAUAAAGAUGGAGGUGACAUGGAUGCCCGAGACUAUGUCCGAAUGCGGUAUGAAAAAAGAAUGAGAGAGGGUCUUGAAGAUAGAUCUGGACACAGUCAGUCUAUUGGCAGCUUUGAGAAGUUCACUAAGGGCUUUGGUCGUCGUUUGAUGGAAAAGCAGGGCUGGAAGGACGGUGAAGGGUUGGGACACAGUCAAGCUGGGAUUCCUGACGCCCUUGAGGGUGAAGGCCAAAAUCCCAAUUGUAAAAGAGGCUUUGGGUAUCAUGGAGAGAAAUUGCUCUUACAUCCUUUUAAAAAGGCCAGGACAGAUUUUCAUAUAACUACAGUGUAUGACAAACCCAAAGACAUCGAUGGAGGCGACACCUUGCUGAGGCGGCAACCAAACACCAGUAUGAAGUACAGAGGCUGGCAGCCAGGUGGCAUCAUUGGACCACGACGAUGACUUUAAUCAAAUUAUUUCUAUUAUUAUACAGAAUUUUUGCUUAUUUAUUUUUCUGACAGUGUUAUUAAAACAUUUUUGAACCUUUCAUACUAUUUGUACUGUUUCUGUAUAUGAUUAAAUAAUAAAAUCUUCAA
Centropristis striata (black sea bass) is the source of this 1648-nucleotide messenger RNA. It is a transcript of the gene gpatch3, whose product is annotated as G patch domain containing 3. The record is from RefSeq and is a predicted model, not a curated record. Gene Ontology annotation, molecular function: nucleic acid binding. NCBI's taxonomy places the organism in Eukaryota, Metazoa, Chordata, Actinopteri, Perciformes, Serranidae. The transcript has 7 exons. Gene Ontology annotation, biological process: negative regulation of type I interferon production; positive regulation of DNA-templated transcription; negative regulation of RIG-I signaling pathway. The coding region runs from base 9 to 1514 and encodes 501 amino acids.